CGCCGGAGAGGAGUUGUGCGCUCUGGCUGGCGCUCGCUCGCUCGCUCAUUGCUGGCUGUGCGUUCCGCGAGCCGCGCAGGUGCCGCUGCACGUCGGGGAGAGGCAGGAUGGCGAGGGCGGCGGGGAGGCAGCCAGGAGGAGGGCUUCGGAGGGCAUGAGAAGGAAGCGGAGACGAGGGGGAGGCAGCGCGCCUUGUGCACUCGCCCCGGGCUGGGCUGGGCUGGGCAGAUGAGAAGGUCCCCGGCAGGGCAGGGCGCUUUGCAGCUAGGAUGAUGCUCCUGGUCGGCGGGCGGUAGUACUAUGAUUUGGUAUGUGGCCACUUUGAUAGCAAGUGUGAUCAGCACCAGAGGACUGGCAGCAGCUCAAGGUGCCCACGGCUUAAGGGAGGAACCCGAGUUUGUGACAGCUCGUGCUGGUGAGAGUGUGAUCCUGGGAUGCGACGUAAUCCACCCACUGACCGGCCAGCCCCCUCCUUAUGUGGUGGAGUGGUUCAAGUUUGGAGUGCCUAUCCCCAUCUUCAUCAAGUUUGGGUUCUACCCUCCCCAUGUGGACCCAGAAUAUGCCGGCCGUGCCAACCUUCAUGACAAGGCAUCUCUGCGCAUUGAGCAGGUUCGCUCUGAGGACCAAGGCUGGUACGAGUGCAAGGUGCUCAUGCUCGAUCAGCAGUACGACACGUUCCACAACGGCAGCUGGGUGCACCUCACUGUCAAUGCUCCCCCCACCUUCACAGAAACUCCCCCCCAAUACGUAGAGGCGAAGGAAGGCGGCAGCAUUACACUCACCUGCAUGGCUUUCGGGAACCCUAAGCCAACCGUCACCUGGCUGAAAGAGGGGGACCUCUUAGGUGCCAACAAUAAAUAUCAGGUUAGUGAUGGGAGUCUGACUGUUGUUUCCGUUAGUCGGGAUGACCGGGGCGCUUACACCUGCCGGGCUUAUAGCAUCCAGGGAGAGGCUGUGCACACUACCCGCUUGCUUGUCCAAGGACCCCCUUUCAUCGUUUCCCCUCCAGAGAACAUCACGGUUAACAUCUCCCAGGAUGCAAUGUUCACCUGCCAGGCUGAGGCAUAUCCAGGCAACCUGACCUACACUUGGCACUGGGAAGACGAGAACGUCUACUUUAAGAAUGACCUAAAGCUGAGGGUUCGGAUCCUGAUUGAUGGGACGCUGAUCAUCUUCCGAGUCAAGCCUGAAGACGCUGGAAAAUACACCUGCAUUCCAAGCAACAGCCUGGGGCGCUCGCCAUCAGCCUCUGCCUACCUGACUGUGCAGUAUCCUGCCCGUGUGGUCAACAUGCCACCCGUCAUAUACGUUCCUGUGGGGAUACAUGGAUACAUUCGCUGCCCAGUUGAGGCGGAACCUCCGGUUACCCUGGUCAAGUGGAACAAAGAUGGACGCCCUCUGCACAUUGAAAAGUUUUCUGGCUGGAGUCUGAUGGAAGAUGGCUCAAUUCGAAUAGAAGAGGCAACGGAAGAAGCUCUUGGCACAUACACCUGCGUGCCUUAUAAUGCCCUGGGUACAAUGGGCCAGUCCCCCCCUGCCCGACUCGUACUGAAGGACCCGCCCUAUUUUACGGUGCUACCAGGCUGGGAGUACAGACAAGAGGCAGGGAGGGAGCUGUUGAUACCCUGUGCUGCUGCAGGAGACCCCUUUCCUGCCAUCGCCUGGAGAAAGGUAGGGAAGCCCAGUAGAAGCAAGCACAACACCCUUCCAAGUGGCAGCCUCCAGUUCCGAUCUCUCAGUAAGGAUGACCACGGAGAGUGGGAAUGUGUCGCUACCAACAUAGUCACAAGCAUAACUGCUAGCACUCAUCUGACCGUCAUCGGCACAAGCCCCCAUGCCCCAGGCAACGUGCGCAUCGCUGUUUCCAUGACCUCUGCCAAUGUUUCCUGGGAGCCUGGCUAUGAUGGUGGAUAUGAACAGACAUUCUCAGUUUGGUACGGCCCUCUGAUGAAGCGGGCACAAUUUGGACCUCAUGACUGGCUCUCUUUCCCAGUGCCAACUGGGCCCAGUUGGUUCCUCAUGGAUAAUCUAGAACCGGAGACUGCCUACCAGUUCAGUGUCUUGGCCCAAAACAAGCUAGGCACAAGCUCCUUCAGUGAGGUGGUCACUGUGAAUACUUUAGCAUUCCCUGUCACAACUCCAGAACCCCUGGUGCUGGUUACUCCACCAAGGUGCCUAACAGCCAAUCGGACGCAGCAAGGAGUCCUAUUGUCAUGGCUUCCUCCAGCCAAUCAUAGCUUUCCGAUUGACCGUUAUAUUAUGGAGUUUCGGGUUGGAGAAAGAUGGGAGAUUUUAGAUGAUGCCAUCUUGGGGAGUGACAGUGACUUCUUUGCAAAGGAUUUGACUCAGGACACAUGGUACGAGUUCAGAGUUCUGGCUGUCAUGCAAGACCUCAUCAGUGAACCCAGCAACAUUGCCGGCGUAUCCAGCACAGACAUAUUUCCACAGCCAGAGCUGACUGAUGAAGGCUUGGCCCGGCCUGUGCUGGCUGGAAUAGUUGCCACCAUUUGCUUCCUCGCAGCUGCCAUCCUAUUCAGCACUCUAGCUGCCUGCUUCGUCAACAAGCAACGCAAACGGAAACUUAAGCGCAAAAAAGACCCUCCUCUCUCAAUAACCCAUUGCAGGAAGAGUUUAGAGUCUCCGUUGUCCUCUGGAAAAGUGAGCCCCGAGAGCAUCCGGACGCUCCGUCCGCCCUCCGAAUCUUCCGAUGACCAGGGCCCACCUGGCAAGCGGAUGCUUAGCCCCAGCAAGGAGAAGGAGCUCUCCCUUUACAAGAAGACCAAGCGGGCCAUCAGCAGCAAGAAGUACAGUGUUUCCAAGGCUGAGGCAGAAGCUGAGGCGACCACCCCCAUCGAACUCAUCAGCCGCGGGCCAGAUGGCCGUUUUGUCAUGGAUCCUUCAGAGAUGGAGCCCUCCCUCAAGACCCGCCGGAUAGAGGGCUUCCCCUUUGUGGAGGAGACGGACAUGUACCCGGAGUUCCGCCAGUCCGAUGAAGAGAACGACGACCCCGUGAUGCCUGCCUCUGUGACAGCCCUCAAGUCCCAGCUGACGCCUCUCUCCUCCAGCCAGGAGUCUUACCUUCAGCCACCAGCAUACAGCCCAAGGUUUCACCGGGGCCUGGAGGGGACGGGCACCAUGGAGAGCCGCCUCCAAGCCACUGGCCAGGCCAGGCCUCCUGCCCCCAGGCCAUUCCACCACGGCCCGUAUUACGGUUACCUCAGCAGCAGCAGCCCCGGCGAGAUGGACCCUCCGCCUUUCUACAUGCCGGAGGUCAGCCCCCUCAGCUCUGUCAUGUCCUCCCCUCCUCUGCACCCAGAGGGGCCUUUUGGCCAUGCCACCAUCCCCGAGGAGAAUGGAGAGAACGCCUCCAACAGCACGCUGCCCCUGACCCAGACUCCGACGGGGGGCCGGUCCCCCGAGCCAUGGGGCAGGGCCGAGUUCCCUUUCAGCGGCCUGGAAUCGUCUCCCAUCAUGUUCCCCCACCAGCUCCACCAGUGCGAAAUGGCCGAGAGCCUGCAGCCAAAGGCCAGUCUUCCUAGGGGACCACCACCUUCCUCGCUCCAGGUCCCCACGUCCUACCCUGGCAUGCUGGCCCUGGAGGCACCAAAGAGCUGGACUGGCAAGUCGCCAAGCAGAAGCCAACCUUCCAUGCCCACCGCCGCCAAAUGGCAGGACAAACCUAUGCAACCAAUGGCGAGUCAAGGGCAGCUAAGACACACCAGUCAAGGCAUGGGCAUACCUGUGUUGCCUUACCAUGGGCCGUCCGAGUCAGUCAGCCACAGCGGCACAAGCACAUUUGGCCUGGACACCAGGUGGUACGACCCCCAACCCAGACCUCGGCCCAGCCCCCGGCAAGCCAGGAGGGCUGAGCCCAGUUUACAUCAGGUGGUGCUACAACCUUCGAGGCUUUCCCCCCUGACCCAGAGCCCCCUCAGCUCCCGCACCAGCUCCCCAGAGCUGACGGCGCGGGCCAGGCCACGGCCGGGCCUCAUCCACCAGGCGGAGAUGUCUGAGAUCACUCUGCAGCCUCCGGCGGCCGUCAGCUUCUCCCGCAAGUCCACCCCGUCGACAGGAUCCCCUGCCCAGAGCAGCCGGGGAGGAAGCCCCAGCUUCCGGCCAGCCAUGUCUUUCACUUCUCUGGCCACCGGCUAUCCCCCCCCUCAGUGCCCUUCCCUGCCCGUGGAGCCCAUAGACGUCUUCGGACAAAUCCCCUCUCCGAGGAGGGGAGGGGAGGACAUUCUUAGGCCGGAGCCGACACCGACAACCAGUUCGGGAAAACGUCCAUCUCCAACCCGGAACGCUGCUGCACCUGAGAGGCUCGAAGCUCUGAAAUACCAGCGGAUAAAGAAGCCCAAAAAGUCAUCCAAGGGCUCCUCGAAAUCCAAAAAACAAAUCAAUGGUUCUGCCUCCCAGGUUCAGCAACACCCUAACUCUCAGGUACUGUGGCCUGACGAAGCUGUCUGUCUCCGGAAGAAGAAGAGACAUCCUCGCCAGGACCCCUUUGCCCGCCUCUCAGCACUGAAGGAUGACCUCUGCCACCGGCAGGUUCCUGAGGACCAGACAGCCAUUCUCAACAGCGUGGACCAUGAUGAUUCCAGUGGGCAUGCAACCUUACUUUAGAGUAGCACCAGCCAGAGAAGGGACAAGGGGGAAGCUGGGUGUGUAUGUGUGGAGGGGUGGGGCAGGAUAAGGGUGCAAAUAUCUUGUGAUCAGGCAGAAUCCACAGAGAAACAGUGGGGAGAGAAGAAGCUGAAGCACAGGUGUGUGUGCACGCGUGUGUGUUUGUGGCUCAUCCAUACUGGAGGGUGUGGGCUUCAGUCUUGUUUUUGGGUACCAACAUGGGGGGCGGGAAGUGCCUAACAAAGCAAUUAAUAACUUACAUAUGGUGCACAAUACCCUUGUGUGGUAUUUGAUAGGAGUAAACCCAACAUGAAGUCUUUGACCAUUGCAGGAUGGGGGGACCGUUUGCAUCUCCCUGUAGCAUUUUCAUUUGCAAUGCAAUCCGUUAGGAUAGGCAAUAUCCGAAAUGAGAGAGGAAGGGAGGUGGGCGGGCAUGGGAGAAACAUCCCUGCUUAAGCAAAUCAGCUUUGUUUGGAUCUCCUGCAGAGGAUCAGGCAAAGGAAGAGAUCAGUUCAUGGAGUUCUGUAGGAGAGGGAAAUGGAGCUUCGAAGUGACCACCCUUUGUAAAAAUAUUCAUCAUAAUAAUCUGGUGAGCCUCAAACCUU
Messenger RNA from Podarcis raffonei (Aeolian wall lizard), 5225 nucleotides. It is a transcript of the gene IGSF9B, whose product is annotated as immunoglobulin superfamily member 9B. Bases 301 to 4620 code for a protein of 1439 amino acids. Gene Ontology annotation, molecular function: protein binding. The transcript is spliced from 20 exons. NCBI's taxonomy places the organism in Eukaryota, Metazoa, Chordata, Lepidosauria, Squamata, Lacertidae. The record is from RefSeq and is a predicted model, not a curated record. Gene Ontology annotation, biological process: cell-cell adhesion.